GUUCAAAAUAAAUAACGAAGUAAUCGGAGUACGAUUUCCAUAACCGACCAGAAAUUUUCUUAACCUGUCGCAGUUUGUAGCCUGCUUAAGGAUGGCAUCUGACGUAACUGUGGAUAUGAGAGAAGGUAAGUACUAUUUUGCUUGAAUCGUGUAAAAAUUUCUCUGUCGACAACAUCUUCCAUCGCCCGACCUCGUCGCAAUGUUUGUUUUCGAAUAUCGUACAUGAAGACCCAAUAACUUUAUUAGGGAUACGAUCUGUCCGUUAUAACAGGGCUGGCUUGUAAAAUAUUUUGUGAUAACUGAAAAUAGAUUCCGUUUGUAUUAGUAAACUUACACUAUCACACAAAUAUAUGCUUUUGCCGAACAGUACCGCGUACGUCUUAGUACUAGUACUGUACAACUUGCUGUAAACUGUACGUGCCCCCGUUUGAUCUGAGUUAUCUGCUAGCUUAUUACAGGCUCAGAGAUGACACACGUAUCCGAACCACAACGACAUAGGAAACGCAAAUUAGAGACUUUUUUAAGCAAAGUCAAUUAAAUCGAUAUAUCACUCCAAGUAAACACGACCGUUACUUUGUUGUAUUUCAGAGGAAAAUCCAUUAAUAUGCUCAGAGAAAAGACUCACAAAGGUAGUUGUUAAAGUUUUGUGUGUUUUAUUCCUAUUUUUUAAGACAUACACAAAUUUAAUCCCUAAGAUCGACUAGCAUCCAAUUUCUUCAGACUAUAUCACCACUGAAUCGAAAACUAAGGCCAUGAUAAUCAAAGAAAUAAUUGCUUAUUGAUUUGAUCAUCAGAGCAAUUCUCCUACUCAGUAAUGGAAAAUAUGUAGAGAACACUUUGGAGAAUGUGCUUUCUGAUGUUAUGAGCAUUGUUACCACCUGUGGGAGGAUGGAAGUCUGAUGGAGGGUUACUCCAGGUUUUGGCAGGAUUCCCUGACAAUGUGCUGGUCCCUGUUGUACUCCUCUGGGUUGUUCAAUUAGCUAGGUUAAGAUAACCCAAGAUUGGUGUGAAAUCUGACCAGAAAGAUCUGAUAGCUUUAAAAGAAUAUUCAAUACAAUUCUUUUGUCUACAAUUUGAUGCUUGAAUGCUUGAAAAAGAAAAGAGAAAAUUAGUGGAAAAAGACUUAAAGAAAGAAAUAAAGAAACCCAGAUUAUAACUUAAUCCUGGGUCAGCACUAAUUUGGCCUUGACAUUUUGACCCCUAAGAGUGACUGGCAUCUAAUUUCUCCCUACAAGAUCACCCCUGAAUAAAACAUUAAGGUCAUGAGAAUAAGGGAAAUGACUGACAACCUAAAAAGUUCUUGAUGGUUAAACAAAUUCUCUUUGUUAGCAUCUUAAGAAAUGUAUGUAGAAAAGUGUGGAAAAUAUGCAUACUGAUGUUAGGGUGUAAAGGGUUAAAAAAAGAACUGGGCAUAGGGUAAAAAGAGGCACUGUGAGAGUGCUUGUCUUGCGAAAGUACACAACUCAGUAACCUGGCUAUGACUCGUAGUCUGACCUGGACACUGUGUCUCCAACUGAUAACAAAAUUAUUGCAAUAAAUAAUUUCUUGAAUACAGCAUACUGUUUUUUGAAAAAAAAUUAACAUUUUUUGUGUAUCAUCAACAGGUACAGCAAGCAAAACUGGAGGCACUUGCUGCCUUUGGCAACUGCACAUUUGAUUCCUUGGUUGUUAAAAGGGAAAGCUUCAAGUCAAAACUCAAUUCAACUGCGAAGACUGCUGCCACAAGAAAAGAAAAUGUGAAGAGGCUUACUCGGUAAGGACUGACAAUUUUGUGUUUUAUUGAGGCAAUAUCCCUUGGUUGAAGAUUUUCUGUUUUUUCUCUUAACUGCCUGCUUUAAACUGUAUUAAUAUUGCCAAAGAGAAUUUUAUUGCAAGUCAAUCCUGGGAGUCCAAAUGUACCUGAGCUUAGUUGAUAACAAUGUUUAUCUUGGUCUCACUCUUAUCAAUUUUCUUUUUGUUAUUACUAUUAUCUUUUGGUGAAAAGACCCCUCAACUGCUUAAGACUGAGUAUCAAUUUCACAAGUUGAGUAUCAAUUUCACAACCUGAAGGUUCCUGCAACAAUCUCAUGUUUCAAUUGUUUGCCAUUUCUACAAUCAUGUUCUAAUUGAGUUGCUUGGGGAGAAGUGGCCAAACACAGAGAGUGACACCAAAGACUUAUCAGUCUAAAGUUUCAAUAUGUGAACUUUGCUAGUUUUGCAUGUAGAACAGCACAUACAAAAAUUCUCAAAGUGCUGAGCCUCAUGCUGGAUGCCAAAUUAAGCUGGUUUAACAACACAUUAAAUAAUUAAAAAACUGAAUGUGAGUCUUAAACACCACCUCCUCUCUUGAUCCACCUCUGACUUAAUGUAACUCACCAUAGCAGCACAAUUUGAACAAGGAAUCAUUACCCAAAAAAUCAGAACGGAAUGUUAAAGACGUCAAUUGCUCCCUGUAGAAUUACUCUGUAGGGGUACCAUUAGAAAUGUAAACUCCAGUUACAUAGCUGCCUGUUAUGGGAACCUUUUCCCAUGGAAUCGAUGUAAAAUAUGAGCCUUAUAGUAUGAUUUCUAAAUCUUAAAACAAAAGUGUUUUUUUUCUCUACUGAACCUUUAUUUGUUAUUUUUAUGAAAUAGCAAAGCGGUCAUACAUAGAAUACUUUUGUCCUCUAGAAUGGAAAAAGCCAGACAGGAAGCCAAUGAAGCAUUCAAGAAUAUUCGUCUCGGCCAGAAACGAAAAAUUAGUGUGCGUGAGAAGAAAACAGAAACACAUGACCCCAUCAAUGCAAAAAGAAAACUCACAAGACUUGAACAAUGUAAACUUGAAGCACAGCAAGCUUUUGGAAAUGUUCCUUUGGGUACACUGGCAGAAAAUGUAGAAAAGAAAGAUGGGCAAAAUAAGAUUCAAAGACACAGAUCGAGUGCAGGAACCAAACACUCAGGACUUGAGAAUAAAGAUACUGCACAGAAAAACACUAAAAAAAGCUUUGACAAGAGAUCUUUGGAAAGAAUUACAAAAGAAAAGAGGAAAUCUAUAAAUAAGGGGAGACAAAAUAGAAGAUCAUCAACUUUGCGAAGAAGGAGUUCAGCCAUGAUGCGAAGACGAAAUUCUGCCAAAAGUAAUAGACUUACCAAGGUCCAAGCCUCACAGUUAGAGGCUCUUCAUAGUUUUGGAGGCCUGAGCCUUGACAAGUUGAGUUCCUCCAACAAGAAGGCCUGUGAAGCUGAAGUAAAGGGUGACCCAGUGGCUGUUGACUGUGAAACUGUUGAGGAAGGGAAAGUUCAAAGUGAGGUAAAUGAACCAAUAGUCAUGGAAACCCAUCAUGAAAGUGAUUCUGGUCAGAAAGAUGGUGAGAUGGAUGUUGAGCCAGCACUAAUUGCAAAUGCUGUCGAUGUCCUGGGAGAGAUGUCUCUGCAAAAAUGUCAUUCUGUUGAUGAAGUAACUCAAGUGACACCCAGUGACUGCAGCAAUACUGAGAUCCAGACUGAGAAGGUCCAAGUGUGUGAAGAUCAUGUGAAAGGUGUGAAGAGUAAGCACCCUAAUUGGGAGGAAAGUCUUCAUGAGGCAUCCCCUCAAGCCAAAAGUAUAAUCACUGAAGCAGCACCUAGGCUCUUGACACGCUUGGAGAGAGCACGAAUAGAAGCACUUCACAGUUUCAAUGGGCAAGCUUUUGACCAUGUGAUAAAGACAUCCACUAGAAAAAUGGCCAGAUACUUGACACCAAUGAAACAUCAGGGAACCAACACAGAGCUCCAGCCAACAAAGAAUACACCCUGUCAGACUGAUGAUUCCUUUAGAAGACACUACCCAUUUCCUAACAAGUCCUUCUACUCCAGCCUCCAGGGCAACAGCUUCCAUGACAGGGAUGCACUAUUGGAGAGUAGCAAAAAGGUUGUGCAGACAGCCAGGUCCUUGGAUACACCUUCUCCAGAUCACUCACCUGCAAACUUGUGAUUUUGUAGACGAACAGGAGAAAUGCCAUAAUUUUAGCAUACUGUUUUGUUUGCUUGUCUGUUUGCAUCCUAAGGAAGAGUUUUAACUAUUAAAACUCAAGUUUUGUUUAUUUGCAUUGAGUUUGGAAAAAAAACUUAAUUGUGUGGUAAGUUAUUAUUACAUUGAAGAUGUUCACAUUUGAGUGUUAUGUUGGUGUUCAUGUUUGCAAAGAGAUGCUGUUCACUGGGCCAGCAAGUUCUGACAACUAAUUCCUAAUAAAAAGUGACUUGUGACUGCACAUGCAGGUUUGUCAUUAAAAGGCAGUAGGUGGUGGAAACCCACCUGCUGUCAGACCAUUUUGUGCUGUUCACUUUGCACACCAGCCUUUUGUGAUAUUGAAAACUGUUGUCUAAACAAAUCAUUUUGUUGUUGUUGUUGUAAAUUAGCAAUUUUCCUUUUUUUCUGAUUUUAUGGAGGAAGGAUUAAACUAAAAAGUUGUAUUUAAAGUGAGUACAGUGCAAGAACUGUCAGUGUUGUUGACAGCUAACUUAAAAGACAGAAAAUAAGUAUUUGUGGUAUUAAGAUUUGUCAUGUGAUGAAAUCUUUUUUUUUCUGGUGAGUUAGUUUAUUAUGUUUUUUGAUUUUAUAUAAGAAGGAUCAAAUUAAAAACCAGUACAGGAAGUACCAUGCAAAAACUGUCAGUGGUGUUUGUUCACAGCUAUCUCGAAAGACAGAGAAUACUUAAUUUUUUAACUGAUUUUAACAUCAAUGUCUGGUAAAAAAAAUGUUACUCAAAUAUACUCCAGAUGAUAAAAACCAUUUUUCAAAGAAUUUCAAAUUUCAAAUUUUCCAUCUCAGAAGUGUUGUGUCACACACUGAGAGGUUCCAUCAGUGUAGCUCACUAUACUCUAUGGUCCAAUUGUUCAAAGGGCAGGUGAGUUGCUAUCCAGUGGAUUAGUGUCAAGAAAAGGUACCACGUUAUCUAAUGGAUAGAGAUUUAUCCAGUGGAUAGCAUUACUUCAAACAACCAUGGUCUGCAAGUGUAUUAAGUUUCAGUUCUCAAUACUUCCUUAAACUGCCUACCUUUUUUCUGAUCAGCUGUUAUGAUUACUGAGGUUUUGGUCUUUUUGACAUGCAACUUGAAUCUGUAAAGUCAUUCUGUCACACUUGAUAAUAUACUUCAGGGCACAACCCAGUAAACCCUGAUGUUAAAGGAUAAAUUCGAUUCAGCUGAACUGGCCAGUUUAGUCAAGAUGGCAAUAAAAUGCUAUGGAUCCUAUUGGCGCUCAGUUAGUUUAUGAUCAUCUGUUUAGAAAGAACUCUAGUGUUAACAUGAAAAUAAAAAACAAAUGCU
Pocillopora meandrina is the source of this 5264-nucleotide messenger RNA. Lineage: Eukaryota; Metazoa; Cnidaria; Anthozoa; Scleractinia; Pocilloporidae. The record is from the annotation of a GenBank genome assembly.